Messenger RNA from Hydra vulgaris (swiftwater hydra), 1276 nucleotides. Its product is annotated as chitin deacetylase 8-like. Gene Ontology annotation, molecular function: hydrolase activity, acting on carbon-nitrogen (but not peptide) bonds. Lineage: Eukaryota; Metazoa; Cnidaria; Hydrozoa; Anthoathecata; Hydridae. Gene Ontology annotation, biological process: carbohydrate metabolic process. The record is from RefSeq and is a predicted model, not a curated record.
CAGGUUGUACGCAUUUAACAACUUCUCUAUUUGUUAACUUUGUAUGAAGUAAACGCUUCCGUUUCAGUCCUAUAAGUUGAUGAUAAACACGAUUUAUGUUAUAAUUCACUGAUUAAACAUUGGUUAAAUACGACAUCAAGAUGUCAAGAAAAGUGCUUGUUCUAGCAAUUUUGGCGCGUAUUCUAAACGCCGUCACAACACAAGAUGCCGUGGACUUGUCAAGUGAAGCAAACGAUAUUUUAACAACAGACGUAGCAAAAGGAGAACUUUCAUCAACAAGUGUGCCUGCUACGUGCAAUUCGUUACUUUGUCGUUUACCAACGUGCAGAUGCGCUGGUACUGACAUUCCAGGGGGUUUAUUUAAAAAUAACACGCCGCAAAUUAUCUUGUUGACCAUGGGUGACAGCGUUACAUCAGAAAACUUUCAACUUCACAAAGAUUUGCUUGAAGGUGUAACCAAUUUUAAUGGAUGCCCAAUAAAAGCCACUUUUUUUGUAUCUGGAGAAAAUGUCAAUUACACUUUAGUUAAAAAACUACACGAGAGCGGCCAUGAAAUUGCUGAUCACUCAGUGUCUCAAAGGUUACCUGCGGAGUGGUGGAGCGCAACUGCUUCCACUAAAGAGCUUGAGUCAGAAAUUGUUGGCCAACUAAAAACUAUAGAAUCUGAAGUAGGUGUGAUAACAAAAGGCUGGAGAAACCCUUAUCUUGAAAGCACAGAAGAUACGUUUAAAAUUUUAGCAGAUAAUGGUUUUUUAUACGACAGCUCGUUGGUAACGUUUCCUGGAGUAAAAUGGUGGCCUUACACUUUUGACUAUUUGCCACCUCUAAACUGUUACAUGAACAACUGCCCAAAAAAUUUCUACCCUGGUUUGUGGGAGGUUCCUAUUGUAACCUGGCAAUGCGAUGUAUUAGGUACAAAAUUCGGAUCAACAAUGAGUGAUUGUUUUGACUUAGACAAUGAAGAAAGUGUCUAUCAAAUGAUCAUGGCAAACUUUAAGCUUCACUACGAAGACAACAAACAACCAUUUUCUAUGUUUACAGAUUCAAUCUGGUUUAACAACAAACCGUUUAGAAAAAACGCUGUUAUGCGAUUUAUUAAUGAUGUUCGAAAGCUGAACGACGUAUUUUUUAUAACUGUUCAAGAUCUUCUUCAAUGGAUGCAGUCACCAAUUGGUUUGGACAGUUUUCCAUUUUCGUGUAAUCAAUAACCAGUUUUACAAAUUAUUGUUAAAAAUUUUUGAAUCGUUUUAUAAUAAUAAAGUAUUUUAAAUUUUUA